Messenger RNA from Aspergillus melleus, 312 nucleotides. RefSeq lists its product as uncharacterized. The transcript has a single exon. Lineage: Eukaryota; Fungi; Ascomycota; Eurotiomycetes; Eurotiales; Aspergillaceae. Bases 1 to 312 code for a protein of 103 amino acids. The record is from RefSeq and is a predicted model, not a curated record.
AUGAUCAAGAUUUCUAAACUAAUACGAUCGAAUGUAUCGACUCUUCUCACCUCGCCCAACAGUGGAGUCGGCCUUCGCCGGGCGAAGGAUGAGGCUUAUGCUUGUCUUGUAUCGAUCGACUCGCCAAGUCUUAGUACAGAUCUCGCCACCAGAAAACCCUUAUUCGCUAGUUGCAUCGUGAUUUCAUUAGCGACCAAUAUCGUAAAUCAUCAAGCCGUGUCAGAAAAUGAGAGUAUGUAUGGCUUGUCUCGGGAAAAGAAAAACGAAAAGAGUAAACACUCCGCCACCCAUUUUAGGCAUCGUCAUUCAUAG